Messenger RNA from Habropoda laboriosa, 2758 nucleotides. RefSeq names its product putative ferric-chelate reductase 1 homolog. NCBI's taxonomy places the organism in Eukaryota, Metazoa, Arthropoda, Insecta, Hymenoptera, Apidae. The transcript has 12 exons. The coding region runs from base 257 to 2128 and encodes 623 amino acids. Gene Ontology annotation, molecular function: oxidoreductase activity, acting on metal ions. The record is from RefSeq and is a predicted model, not a curated record.
UCUCGUUCGCGAGAACGUGAUCGUCGAGAUUGUGAUGCUUCGUGGUGAUUGAUGAGUCGAUGAAUCAUUGGUUUUUCCGUGCUGAGAUACGUUUAUGAUUCGCGUGUCUUCUCACCAGGAUCAGCAAGGAUUCUAUGUGUACACCGGAGAUCCGCUACACGUGACUUCACGGCUUGCCGACCGCGUGUUUAUUACGUUGUGAAUAUAAUUCGAUAGACAGCACGGAAUUGAAGUUGACGAGGGAAAAUCACCAAGUAUGAAGCACCAAAUGAAAGGAGCGUUUCUAAUCUUCUUCGUCGUUCUUUCGUCGGGAACGAUGGGCCUGCCGAACGGGGCACCCCCAGGCUCAUGCGAAGAUCUGACUCCUCGUCAUCCUGGAAGCGCGAACCAGGAAAUUUACCCUCCUCCUUACCAAGUUUUACCAGCUGCAGGACAAGGUAGAGUCCGCUUAAUUCUAGGAAGUCCUCACGGUCUUGCCUACGAGGGUUUCAUGAUAGUUGCACGUGACGCUGAGACCGGUGAAUUCGUCGGGGAGUUCGCGAACUUGCCCGAUUUGGCGAGGAUCGUCGAGUGCACGCAAGGUCUAAAGAACGCGGUGACUCACACGAACACCAGCAAGAAGCACAAUCUCGAGUUCGAUUGGGAGGCACCUGUGGAUUACGAGGGCACCAUUGUGUUCAAAUCCACGUUCGCGCAGGAUUACAGUACGUUCUGGGUCGGCGUGGAAUCGCCACGAGUUAACGUCCGCAAACGAUCCAUCGACGUAUUGACCUCUUCUACACCGAUUAGCACGCUGAGAACAACCACGCCGCCCUAUUACAGCCCGACCGUCGAUUACGAGACGAAGGACGUAGAGGAUCCCUUCUAUUCAGGAUGCGGCUCGAUGAAGAACUGUUUCGGCACACCUUCGGGAUGCAUGGAGACGAAAAAUUGUAUGGCAGCUGUGACUGUACUCGUUCGUGGCGAACGAUAUCUGUUCGAAUUGCAAGCACGUGACAGUAAAUACGUAGCUGUCGGUUUAUCUGAUGACAGUAAAAUGGGUGACGAUAGUGUGGUAGAGUGUGUGAACGGCGGAGAAGAAAUUACGUUACACAUGUCUUGGAACUCUGGAAAGCAUAAUACACGCCAGCCGAUGCAAGAAGGAGCCGUCCAAUUGGAAUCGAGUUCCAUCAAGGAUGACGUGAUCACCUGUAAAUUUUGGAGAGAGAAAACCACAGUUGUCCAAGGCCGUGAAUACGAUCUCGUCAAUACACCUUAUAAUCUUCUCGUCGCCGCUGGUAAAAGCUUGAAAAGUAACGGCGUCGGAUUCCACGACACGGCUUACGACGCGACCGGUGGCGCAAAGUUAUUAUCCGACGUCGGUGGUUACACAACGGCGAGCAAUGUCCUGAUUCGUGUGCACGGUGCACUGAUGCUGGCGUCUUGGAUCGGUACCGCUUCCAUUGGCAUCCUUUUGGCCAGAUACUACCGGCAGACAUGGGUCGGUUCGCAGUUGUGCGGAAAGGAUCAUUGGUUCGCUUGGCACAGAUUCUUCAUGAUACUAACGUGGUCGAUGACGAUAGCGGCGUUCGUGAUAAUAUUCGUCGAGCUCGGAGAAUGGAGCUCUGAAGUGAUCCACGCGUCUCUCGGAUUAGCAACAACGAUUUUAGCCUUUAUCCAACCGUUUAUGGCAGCUGCGAGACCUCAUCCAGGAGCACCCAGAAGACCUCUUUUCAAUUGGGCGCACUGGUUCGUUGGGAAUGCGGCGCAGAUUUGCGGCAUAAUCGCAAUUUUCUUCGCGGUCCGGCUGAAUAAGGCCAAACUCCCGGAAUGGGUCGACUGGAUUCUGGUCGCCUACGUGGUAUUCCACAUUCUGACUCACCUCAUACUCACGUUCGUUGGAUGUGCCUCUGAUAGACAGGCAAGCCAGAGAGUGAAUUCGUUCCCGAUGAAAGACAUGCAUUCUCGUGGUUCAAUGGUCCAUCCGGAUGCAAGACAGGACGCCCCUCACGCCGGGAUCAGGAAAUUCAUCUUCGGGAUAUACUUCGUCGCGAUCGUCCUGUUCACCGCUGCCCUCAUCGUAAUCACCGUAUUGGCGCCUAUAGAGGACACAUGGGUCACCAUCACGAACACAAUUAAGAAUUAUUAAGUUGCUGCUGCCUUCAACGGCAAGCUAUGGGUGGUAUUUUGCAUCGUUUGAUCACGCGACGACCAAGCGAGCGUUGUUGUGUCAGGAAUAUCGUUGCGAUAAGUUUCGAACUGCUUCGUGCACAGUAUAUUCUCGAGUGACUGUUUGUAUGUAAAUGAGUCCUGAAUCGAGACAAGUCAUCAUCAUUCACGGGGACCACAUAUGACAAUGAGUGUGAGUUUGAUAUUAUAUGUAUUGGUUUGAUUGCAUCGAACGACGUUGAAAAAUAGUUUGGAGUUUUGUAACAGUAGGAACAGAUGAAAAUUCGUUGUAUUCUCGUGUAACGAGAACGACAAUGCGUAGAACGUGUAUAUUUGAUUCGUAUAAUUUCUUUCAUCGACCCUAGACCGCAUACUCUGUUACAGUAUCUUUCCUUCCAUCCACUUGCUAGACUGACUUUUAACGACUGGCUUCAAUUCAGUACCUAUUCGCACAAAUUCUUCGUACAAAAGGUCCGUCCAGGAAUAUGACUUAAACGCAGUAUACAUACAGAAAUAUCGUAUUUUAUUUUUUGUUACAAAUAGAAGAAAAACAUGGCAUUAGUUUGUUUACACUCGCGCGACGUUCGCACAGCGUACUUUGUUGUUGUUA